Messenger RNA from Blepharisma stoltei, 2911 nucleotides. Lineage: Eukaryota; Ciliophora; Heterotrichea; Heterotrichida; Blepharismidae. The record is from the annotation of a GenBank genome assembly.
AUGGAUUCUGUUUUUUCUACUUUUUACCAAGACUCUCAGCAAUCAUUCUGGGUUUCAACACAGAUAAAAACUCCUAAAGAGAUAACUCCAAUUUUGCACACAGGAAUGCUCUACGAACGAAAAUCUCCAAUAAUUUCCAAAGAAAAGCUGUGUUUUCUUACCGACUCUGCACUUUUUGCAGCAAAAAGUUCAGGAUUAAAAGCUAUAAACUUGGCUUGGAGAAUUGUUGAGCCAUUUACUGAAGAAUCACAAAAUUCGAUAAAAUACGGAUUUCGAAUUUUAUACCCAAUAUAUAUAUAUUUGCCAAUUUUCAAAAAUAAAUGGAACAGAAAAUUAAUUUAAUCUUGCUUUGAAUAAAAAAUUCCAGCUUUAAAUAUUUUUAUGUUGACUCCUCUCAAGAUUUAAACAUUUGGAUAAAGCAUUUGUCUAAAAUCAGUAUCAUGACUGGAGUAGAAAGUGACUACAAUAUUAAAAAACAAAUCGGAAAAGGCACUUUUUCAACUGUAUGGCUGGCUCAAGAUUUAUAUGAUAAUAAUAAUAAGUAUGCCAUAAAGUCUAUUCCAAAAGCACUAUUGACAAGACCAAGCACUAUUGAAGCACUUAAAUCUGAAAUUUUUACAUUAAAGACCCUUGAUCAUCCAAAUGUAAUCAAGCUUCAUAAGAUUUAUACUGCUCUUAAUUGUUUUUUCUACAGUCAUGCAAAAGAAAUUUUUAUUUAAAUUGGCUAUUUGAUAUUCCAUUUAUAUAAAAAUAUAUAAGUUACUAUUAAUUAAAGUAUAUGAGUCAAACACUCAUGUACACUUAGUUUUGGACUAUGUAGAGGGGGGAGAUUUACUGAAAAGACUCUUAGAAAAGGGCCCUCUUUCAGAGAAAAAAGCUUCGAAAUUCGCUGUAAAACUACUCAAAUUGUUAAAUUAUUUAGCUCAACACCAGAUUGUGCAUAGAGAUAUAAAACUAGAAAAUAUUCUUUUAGUUUCUGACAAAAAAGAGACAGAUUUCAAGCUAACUGAUUUUGGGCUUGCAUGUAUAUCAAAUGAAGAGCUUACAGAUAACUGCGGAUCUCCUGGAUAUGUAGCUCCAGAAAUUUUACGAAAAAUACCUUAUGGCUUAAAAAUUGAAUAAUUAAAAUGUGGCGUCUCAGCCUGGCCAUGUCCAUGGAGCUUCGAGUAGAUAUUUUAAUUAUAUUCAGAGCCCAGAAAUGGAUAGCUAUGCUAGUUAGAUGAUCUUUAUUAUGCUUAGGGCCCCGAUUUCUGGCACUGGAUUUUACCUUGAGGGAAAGAGGAACUUGGAGUUGAAGGGGAAGGGGAAGCCCAGCAAAGUCUUCUAUGCCUAUAGGGCAGCUCUCUAGAUUGAAGCCAGGAGUUACGCUUUGGACUACAAAGUUUUACCUUUUGCGAGAGUCGGCAGAAAUUCCAUUUUUUGGAAUUUCUGUGCAGGUCACCCUCGUCUGGCGUACAGCACGGUGAUGCAGCCCACUUCGCUCUCCGUUCGGAGCGAGCCUUAGGCGAAGAUAAAUUAACCCCAUGGAGUGGCGGCAUAAGGCAAUCCAACGAAGCAAGUGAAGAUGAUCACCCUCAGAUGCAGACAGAAACUUCUUUAUAAUAACUUAAUGUUAAUGCUUAUGGUUUAAAAGUUGACAUUUUUAGUGUCGGCGUCGUUUUAUUUAUGAUGCUAUCAGCCCGAGCUCCUUUUUCAGGAAAAUCACCAAAAGAUAUCAUCGCAAAAAAUAAAGAAUGCUUAUUGUCAUUUCACAACAAAUGCUGGUUACAAAUCUCCAAAGAAGCUAUCAACACAAUCUUAGCCUUAACAAAUUCCAACCCAAAUCUCAGGCCCAAUGCAAAAAGUGCUUUAGCGCUAGCCUGGUUUUCAUCAUUUAAAAAAAAUAAAAGAAUGAUGAGGAGCUUCUCAAGUACCUCUACUAAUGCUUCUAAUUCAUCGUCUUAUGAAAACUCUCCAGUGAUAAAGACAAUACCUUUAACAUUUUUAACAUUACUUAAAGUGUUUAACGUGCUUCUCCGGUCCGCAGGGUGGGUGAUUUAGCAAAACCACUAGGGCAAUACAGUAGAUACCAAUCGGUAAACGCCACCGAGCAUUAACAACGUCACCCUUUUUAUCGAGCCAACGGACAAACCUAAGCAAGUGACGGCUAAUUGGCUACCAGAUCUACGGGCUGCGUUGCCUCGCUCGAGACUUGACUCCUGCGCGUUGUGCCGCCUUUGGGUCUUCCUCCUCGGAAGCGUCAAGCAGUAAAACCCUGUGACUACCAAACACCCAAGGAUCAGGUCAGGAGGCUGCGCACACCCUCCCAGUUGUUUACCUGGAUAAGGUCUUACCGGGAAAGCUGAACCCUAUAAUAAUAAAAUUGCCAAAUGAAAGCAAAUUCCUCAGAGUGGUAUAAAAAAAUCAAAUUAAAGUAAAAAUAUUUUUAUAAAUUUAAAUCUUUAAAUCUUAGGCAAUGAUCAAAUGCAAUAUUUUCUCCUUCUUAUUUUUAGGUUGCAUAAUUUGAAGCUUCUUCUUCUCUUUAAAUUUGUCGGAGUUCUUCUUUAUUUAUUAUUUAUUAAUAAAAAUGCCCAUGGCCUUAUCUCAGAGGGGUAUAUUUUUUUUUCAUGUUAGCCACCCUGCUCAAAAUUUUACAAAUAGAAUAUGUCAUUUUCUUAUUAAAAUAUUAAUUUUUCUACAGAGAGCGGAAUUUUCUCCACGACGCCAUUUUAUUAUUAAUAUGAUAAAGACAAGACCAAUAGAAAGAAAAAAUCGACUUUCUAUUGACUGUAACAAAAUAAAAUUAUUCCAAGAAAAGCGCGGCAGAACGAACUCAGAUACUUUGAUUCACCAAAAAAGCAAUAAUUCACUUAACAAGACGUGCUUAUUUAAUAAAACAAAACACAUAACUAACAAAUCAUUUUUCGUGUAA